This is a messenger RNA of Aureococcus anophagefferens, 5388 nucleotides long. RefSeq lists its product as hypothetical. Lineage: Eukaryota; Pelagophyceae; Pelagomonadales; Pelagomonadaceae. The transcript has 12 exons. The coding region runs from base 1 to 5388 and encodes 1795 amino acids. The record is from RefSeq and is a predicted model, not a curated record.
AUGCAAAUUAGCCGUCCUAUGGCUCGAGCUGCUUUGCAAGGCCAUGAGCUCAUGCCUAGGACCAGAGGCGGUGGCGUAGCCGGUAUUGAUUAUGAAGAUGAGCACGAGGCGUUUGCAGCCAGCCGCAGCUCAGAUUACAUUUAUGAAUCUGGUAACGAAGCUGCCUUUGAUGCGCUUGAUAGCCACGCUGAAACCAUCGAAGGCGAUGCCAAGUUGCCGCUCGUAAUCACUGGAUCGACUGGAUGUGGAAAGAGUGCUCUCCUCGCGAACUGGGUCAAUCGCCGCAGAAAAAUGAAGCAUCGUGAUGAAUUUCUUUUCCAACAUUUUGUGGGUUGCUCGCCGCGCUCCAAGCAGCUGGCACACUUGCUCUAUCGUCUUGAGUCGGCCCUCAAAGAGCAUUUCCAGCUGAGAGAAAUGGAAGUACCUACUUCUGAAGAACGCCUUAGAUGGUCGUUGAACAGAUUCCUAGCAGCGGCUGCAAAGAAGCAAUUCCCUGCUCGUAUUGUCAUUGUCAUGGACGCUGUAAAUCGGCUUCGAGGCGAGUCGAGUGCCGCUGACACUCUCCAUUGGCUCCCAACCGAAUUACCACAAGGGGUUAGAAUUAUCGUGUCUACUGUUGAGCUCGAACAAAACGGAUCAUUACCAGAUGAUUUUUAUGAUGAAGGAUCCCGUGUUCACCGAACAUACACUGAAUUGCGUCGGCGAAAGUGCCCUACUAUCCGCUUACAGCCGUUGUCAGUAGAGGUUCGUCACCUCAUCAUUGGGAGCUUCCUCAAGGUGAACCAACAAGCACUACAAUCACUAGAACAAGCUCAACAAUUUCGGCUUGUGACUGCCAAAGCAUCAUCACAACCUUUGUUUUUACGCACGAUACUCUACGCUCUUCGACUAGGCUUCGAAAUGUCCGAGGUGCCUGUAGACCAGCAGAUUGACGUUUGUCUCGCCGCUGAGACUUCUUCACAGCUGAUUGCUCGCGUCCUUGAACUCUGCAGUGAUUAUGUGGAUUUGACUCUGGUGUCGACAGAAACAGAGCCCCCCUCAGCAGCUCUACAGAGGGUCGCCGGGACAACUAAUCAGCCUACUAGGGAUGAGAGCGAUGCCGCUAACAUAUUCGCUCGCGUUUUGACAGCCUUGUUUGCUUCACGACAUGGGCUAAGUGAUGCAGAAAUGUGGGGGAUUGUUGAGCUUGCCACCAGCGAUCCUUUGCCCCUUGAACAACGUGAAUGUAUUCGCCGAGUUCUCAGAGACUACACAUUCUCCGUUAAUGGAUUGCGGAAUUUCUCUCACGAGGAUUACGCAGUCGUAGUCUACAAUGAGUACAUCCGCUCUCCGGAAGUCCACGUUCGCGCUCAUCAACUAAUGGCGAGAUAUUUUGGUAAGCUGCCCCCGUGCGAUCGGAAGCUCGAUGCGCUCCCAUAUCACCUUGAGGUGAGCGGAAGCUGGUCAAGGCUCCGAGCUGCCCUCGUUGACGUACAAAUGUUCCGUUUGUGGUGGACAGCGGCACACAAGACGGAGUUUUUGAACUUAUGGGCAAGCUUGACCGCAUGUUCAAAUACAGGAGCUCCAAUCCGCAAAUUGGUGACCGGGGAGUUUGAUGACACUAUGCGAUGCGCCCAGCCACCUCGCCCGUGCUUGGAUGUCGUGGACGAGUACGUACGGUCAGUGGAUGACUACAAGUUUGUUCAUUCUCCUUCGGACGAUGAACUGGCUAGUGUUAUCCUUCACAUAGCUGACUUCAUGCUCGAGUUCGCAACCCUGUCGUUGGAAGAGGCGGCAGAUGUACCUCAGUUUGUCCAUCCAACAAUCCCCAAUGAAGAUCUCGCGAGUCUUGGCGUUCCUUUUCUCUCCCGAGAUAAAGACGGGAAUUCGGUUCUGAACACCCCGCAUGUAGAAGCCUCCACUGACAAAGGUUCACUGGGUGCCAAGCCCACUGCAAUGGACACCCCGAUGAAAGUAAAUGAAGAAAUCCCAUUAUGUUCCACAUAUUUCUAUCACAGAUGGAUGUGGAUCCAGUUUCCAUGGGUAUCACUGGCUAACUGUGGUGAAAGGUUUCUCCAGGGAGUUGCUCACCAAACUCGCCAAGAGCAGAAUGGAGCUGCGCCUGGGAAGAGUAUUGAGGGUCGGCUAUCUGUUGUUGAUAGCAAGGUGAAACCCGCCGAAAGUCAGCUGAUGGCGUCAUGUAGUCGGAAUCUCUCUUCUGCUCAGAUGGCGGCGGCGGCUGCCGCCGCGAUUGUCGGCGCCAGGCUCCCUGAAAUUCGUACUUUUUCGCCUGGAAAGGAGCCAGGAAAUCUACACAUCGUUCCUGGACCGAUUGCGGCCGCGGCUAUCAAUAGAUCAGCACAAAAGUGCAAGGUGUCGUCCAAGCAAUCAACGAAUCAAGACAGAUUGACUGGGAAAGAGUCUUUGGAAUCUAAGACAGGCUACAUUGACCACUUUGCUGUCAGGGUCGAGCAACUCAGAACAAAUAUUGGGUCGUAUCGCUCUGAGUUGGACCAGCUAAGGCAAGAAAGAGUUAAUCUUGGCCGCGUGUUUAACCGCACACACGACGAGAUGCUCGAGCUGAGCAAGAUGCACCUGUCCACCAGUGAUCUUGAGGCUAAGCUGAAUAGGCUGGUUAGGCGACUGGAACAGACUAUUCGCGGGCACAAAAUGGCCAAGCUACUAUAUAAGAAUUAUGAAUGCGUAAAGCUCAUGUGCGAGCGUCAUCCGGCACAUAGCCAGGCACUCAUCGGCGAACUUGAGGCUAAGCUUACCCAAGACACCCUGUUCAUACGAGAGGUGCGGCAGCGGCUUCGAGAAACAACAUUCGAAUCCCACGACUUUGCCGCUAAUAACAAAGUCCUCCAGCAUGCGGCACAAGAGAUGACAGUGCUUCAGAACGACAUGCUCGUGCAACGCAUUCGCCAACGUGAACAUUUGCAGUCAAUGUCAGUCAAAGAGGCGGAACUGAACCAACAGCGAGAGAAGGAAAUCUCACCCAAGCUUACAGAUAGUCUGGUCAACGAUGGUAGUACUAAAAGGGAUGUGAGAAUAAGUGGCUCUGAAAACGGCAUCCAGGGGCGCCCGCCCAAGCGGAUUGUCGGACGAAAUCAAAAUGCAUACCUGCGACGUGAAGUUCUAGAUCAAGGGUCGUGCCUCUCUGCCACUGAAGAUGCUUCGGACGGUAUCCUACUGGACCUCGCAAGUUGCUGGGAAGAGUACGCUGAUCUCAUUCGCAAGCGUACGUUUAUCACGGAUAUCAAGGAAUUUUUUGGUAAAUUCUAUAACGCGCAGACCUUACAGACACAAAUGCGAUCCCUACACAAUGCCGCAGAACUGCGCCAGCGAGAACUCAAAAGGACACUGAACAUUGUCGAAGCUGAGCUGGAACAAGUGCGAUAUGACUCACAGUCAAUUGUGGGUUCGAAUUCACGCGAGGCAAGAGAGCUUCAAAUUCGGCUCUCUGUGCAAUUAGGUCACCACAAGCACGCCCGUGAAACUGCGCUCGCCGCCGAGCGUCUACGCCAAGCUGCCUUCGGCGGCAUUAAACAUGUUUGCACUACUCUUGGUAUUCCACCACCGGACCAGGACACUCCCGUCAAUGAGAUAAUUCAUCAGGUUGAAAGUGUCUUGGAGGCGCUCAUGGAGGAGAAGGAUAAGACUGCUCAGAAAAUCGGUGACCCGCACCAGUCCAACUUUCGGGAGACAUCGUCUGGAUACGAAAAAUUGAUGCGCGCUCCUGAACUGGAUGCAGCCCUGGAACAGUUUGAAACUCCCAAGGCACUCAUCGCACAUCGGCUUCCGGCCAAGGCUCCCGAUGAGACACGAAUGCUGCACGAAGACCCAGAUUCUAACCCAGUCGUUGAUGAUGGCUGUGACAUCGCAACACGAAGUGACGUGAAACGCGAAGCUCACAAAAAUGUAAAAUGGUCCUUGGCUAGCAUCGAACUGGCAUCGUGGAGUUGGCUUUUACUGCAGCUGUCUGUGUUCCAGCUGUCUGUGUUCCGGGACAGCACCACCCUACCUAGGGUGCUUGCGACCAACAAUGCCGAGAACAUUCAUGGGGCAAGAGCAUGCAAUGGGUAUGUCCAAGACGAUCCUGUGUCUCGUUCUUCGUCCCCGAUGCCGCUGACGCCGGGGAGCUUCCCAUCGGCUCCUGGCCGGCUCCGGUGGCGCUGCCUUCCUUCCACACUAGACAAGGCAGCCCAUCUUACCACAAGCCUAGAACCCGCCAGCCUCAUACGCGUCGCCGUGAAGGGCCUUACACCAUAUGGUCGUUUUUUACACUGGCCCUGUCUAAUAUGCUUCCAAUCCGAGUCUAGGUCUCUAGAAGUCUACACAGCGGGCGUUAAAAUUCUCAUGCGACAGUCUAUUGAGGAGCGCCAGCUCUCUAUCCAGGUGAUUCUCGAGGUAGAGGCUGAUAUUUCGCAACGCUUCAAUGAUAACCGUGCAUUCAAAGACCAGUUGGCGAAAUUGAUCAGAGGACUUGCACGGUGCCAACCGCCCUUGACCACUGACAUGCUAUUGCGCUAUGUCCCCUCGAUUCCUCAACAACCCAGCUCAUCGUCACGCAACGAAGCAGGGUUGCGAGCAGGAGGAUUUGAGUUGUAUGUAAUACUGGAGGUGCGCGAUCACCUGGGAAGUGUGUGUGCGUCAUCUCACCGAGUUUUGCUGCACUCACGGCUCGUGUCACGAAAGAUGCCAAAUCAAAAACGCGUUGCGAAACGUCUGCGGGUGGCCCUAGGCUCCGUGCAAGAUGAUCCAAACAUUUCACCGAAAGCUCCCCUUACCUGGAGGCAGUGCAUACGCUGCGGGUGGCCAAUAUCUUCACCUUCAGCUUGUUCAGGUCGCCCUGGCCAACGCCACUACCUGGCGCUAGGUCACAACCUUGUCCUGGGCAUGACUGGAAAUAAUUAUGGUGGGCCACUUUUUAUUUCUGUUGACUGUCAUACCGGCCGUGACGCCGCAUACCCCUUGGAACCCUCUUUUGGCAUGGUGAAAUAUGGGGGUAUCGCUGAAAUUAUUGAGCAGCAUGUAUCUCGUGUGCAACUCACUGGCUGUCGGAUUCUCGACGAAAAACUCGUACCGGGAGGAACGAGACAUGACGUCCUUGACCACCUCCAGAGAACCGCGACCCACCGCGCCAUGGAUCGGCUUGAUCCACAACCACGGCCCUGUGUCAUCUCGAAGACCUCAGAUCAUGUCCUCCAAAAUACCCUAGGAGGCAUCUCAAAGCCACGGAGCAAGUACGAUAUUACAAACCGCGUCCAACUCUGGAUCCAGAUUCAGAUUCAAAAUGGGCGGUAUUUCGUUCCCACCAAGACCCAAGUCGGCCACAAACCGUCCCGCAUCUGCCUUCAGAUCGUGCUACUAGGCAAAAAACUAUCGGCUGGGCGACUUGAACUCUGA